Molecule: messenger RNA, 447 nt
Organism: Anopheles maculipalpis
Lineage: Eukaryota; Metazoa; Arthropoda; Insecta; Diptera; Culicidae
Exons: 2
Coding region: 22-447 (141 amino acids)
Source: RefSeq, a predicted model, not a curated record
UCGUAGCAGCUAGUCGUCGCGAUGAAAUUCUUGGUACUUUCGGUUUUUCUGUGCGUUUUCGUGACUACGAGCACGGCACAAACCACAAAGUCACCGACCGUGAUAAACAUGCAGAACUCCAUUGGCAGCUUGUUAACAGCCGUGCGUGAUCUGUCUCUCGCUAACGCCGCGCUCAUCAAGAAUACCGAAGAUCAAAUCGCCCUAAACUCGGCCUAUACCUCUGCGGAGCAACUGUACCAACUGUUCCCAACGUACGGAAGUGCUGCUAGCGCUUCCUUGCCACUUCCAAAUCGAACCAGAUUGAACACGGCGUUCGGCAGCUUCCAGGAUGCGGUGGCCGCUUGGGAAACCGCUCUUGAUGCACGCACGGUCGAAAAUCUUACCAAUACGUUCCAAAACGUUCAGAAAGAGUUUUUGACCCUGGCCGGUGUCGUUUACACGCUGUAA